Sorex fumeus (smoky shrew) is the source of this 5061-nucleotide messenger RNA. RefSeq names its product ubiquitin specific peptidase 42 (gene USP42). NCBI's taxonomy places the organism in Eukaryota, Metazoa, Chordata, Mammalia, Eulipotyphla, Soricidae. Gene Ontology annotation, biological process: regulation of apoptotic process; protein deubiquitination. The record is from RefSeq and is a predicted model, not a curated record. The coding region runs from base 226 to 4041 and encodes 1271 amino acids. Gene Ontology annotation, molecular function: cysteine-type endopeptidase activity; cysteine-type deubiquitinase activity. The transcript is spliced from 19 exons. Gene Ontology annotation, cellular component: cytosol; nucleus.
GAGGCGGCGGCGGGGGUGCCCGGAUGGAGGCACGUCAUUGUCCCCCGCCGGGCGGCUGGGCUGUGUGCGGCGGCGGCGGCGGCGGCGGCGGCCGAAGGGGAUGGAGCGAGCGCCGAGCCGGCUCAGUGGCGAUGCUACGAGAACGCGGAUUACAUUGUUUAUAAAGAAGAAAGAGUGUAACACUUUUUUACUUGUUUUGCUAUUUUUAACCUCAAGAGUUGAACAAUGACCAUAGUUGACAAAGCUUCUGAAUCUUCAGACCCCUCAGCCUAUCAGAAUCAGCCUGGCAGUUCUGAGGCUGUCUCACCUGGAGACAUGGAUGCAGGCUCUGCCAGCUGGGGUGCUGUGUCUUCCUUAAACGAUGUCUCAAAUCACACACUUGCUUUAGGACCAGUACCUGGUGCUGUAGUUUAUUCCAAUUCAUCUGUAUCCGAUAAAUCAAAGCCAUCACCACAGAAGGAUCAAGCCCUAGGUGAUGGCAUUGCUCCUCCACAGAAAGUUCUUUUCCCAUCUGAGAAGAUUUGUCUUAAGUGGCAGCAAACCCACAGAGUCGGAGCCGGGCUCCAGAACCUGGGCAAUACCUGCUUCGCCAACGCAGCCUUGCAGUGUCUGACGUACACGCCACCCCUCGCCAACUACAUGCUCUCACACGAACACUCCAAGACCUGCCACGCAGAAGGAUUCUGCAUGAUGUGUACAAUGCAGGCGCACAUCACCCAGGCACUCAGUAAUCCUGGGGACGUUAUCAAACCCAUGUUCGUCAUUAACGAGAUGCGGCGGAUAGCCAGGCACUUCCGUUUUGGAAACCAAGAAGAUGCCCACGAAUUCCUGCAGUACACUGUCGAUGCUAUGCAGAAAGCUUGCCUGAACGGCAGCAACAAGUUAGACAGACACACCCAGGCUACCACACUCGUCUGUCAGAUAUUUGGCGGAUACUUGCGAUCAAGAGUCAAGUGUUUAAAUUGCAAAGGUGUUUCAGAUACGUUUGAUCCGUACCUUGACAUAACAUUGGAGAUAAAGGCCGCUCAGAGUGUGAACAAGGCGCUGGAGCAGUUUGUGAAGCCAGAGCAGCUGGACGGAGAGAACUCGUACAAGUGCAGCAAGUGUAAAAAGAUGGUUCCAGCUUCCAAGAGGUUCACCAUACAUAGGUCCUCCAAUGUCCUCACGCUUUCUCUGAAACGCUUUGCCAAUUUUACUGGUGGAAAAAUUGCUAAGGAUGUGAAAUACCCUGAGUACCUGGAUAUCCGACCAUACAUGUCACAGCCAAAUGGGGAGCCGAUUAUUUAUGUCCUGUACGCGGUACUGGUACACACGGGCUUUAACUGCCACGCUGGCCACUACUUCUGCUACAUCAAAGCGAGCAAUGGCCUCUGGUAUCAGAUGAAUGACUCCAUCGUCUCCACCAGUGACAUCAGAUCGGUACUCAGCCAGCAAGCAUAUGUCCUGUUCUACAUCAGGUCACAUGAUGUGAAGAACGGAGGCGAGCUCACUCACUCCCCCCACAGCCCCGGUCAGUCCUCGCCCCGGCCGGUCAUCAGUCAGCGCGUGGUCAGCAGCAAGCAGGCUGCGGCCGGGUUCAUUGGCCCGCAGCUGCCUUCGCACAUGAUCAAGAACCCACCGCACCUGAACGGGACGGGCCCACUUAAGGAGACGCCCAGCAGCUCCCUGUCAAGCCCUAACGGGAAUCCCAGCGUCAAUCGGGCCGCUCCCGUUGGUGCUCCUACUUCUGUUCCGAACUGGUCGGUCAGCAGGCCUGCUGUCCUCCCAGAGCACCCCAAGAAGCAGAAGAUCACCAUCAGUAUUCACAACAAGUUACCCGUGCGCCCAGGCCCACCUCAGCCCGGCCUCCUGAGCAGCCCCCUGGAGACCCCGGCCAAGCCCGCCCCGUCCUCCACCGUCACCAACCCCUCCGCAAUACAGUCUACCUCGAGCACUGCUGCCCCCGUGGCGUCCAGUAAGGCCCCGAAGCCGCCCGCCCCGAGCGAGCCCUGCGCCGCACCCGUGGUGAAUGGCAAGGCCAGGCUGCACGCCAGUGUCCUGGUCCCCUACGGGGCCGAGUCGUCCGAGGAGUCUGAUGAAGAGGCCAAGGGCCUCGGCAGGGAGAACGGCCUGGGGGUGGCGCAGGGCGCGGCGGGCGAUGAGGCCGCUCCGCACGAGCUGCUUCGGGAACCCACAGCGCUGAAUGGUGCUGACAGUGCAGAUGGUGACCCCACGGCACAUGGGCCCUCGCCGGACGGCACCACGGGCCAAGGGCAGCCCCCACUGCAUGCAGAAAACCCCUUUGCUAAGGCAAAUGGUUUACCUGGGAAGCUAAUGCCUGCUCCGCUGCCGCCUCUCCCGGAAGAUAAGAUCUUAGAGACCUUCAAACUCAGCAGCAAAGCAAAAGGCUCGGCAGAGGAAGCAAGCCCCGCGCAAGCAGAGGAAAGCCCACUGGGGGGCCCCUACGCGGAACUUGAGGCUGGCAGCCCCCCUCCCGCCUGCCAGCAGCUCCCCGAGGCGGCCUCUGGUCUCAGCCACCUGAAGGCAGCUCUGCUGCCCUGCGACCCCAGCGUCCCUGCCACCAAAGAAGCGUCGGAGAACGUGGCUGCCAUGCCUGCCGAGUCUCCGGCCUGCACCAGCCCUGGGGAGGCCAACAGGGCCACGUGCGAGGCCGGUCAACUCCCAUCCGUGCGUGACCCCGGGAGCACCGCGGAGGAGCAGGGCAGGGCCUCCCCGGACACGGCCAGCCCGCAGCGGUCCCCGGCCCAGGGCAGCACCAUGGGGGAGCUGAGCCCGGCCCCCUCGGCUCGCCCCGAGGCCGACGGCACCCACGAACUCUUGGUUCACAUCAGCCGGGACGUGGCCACGGCUGCCGAGGGGCCACCCGCAGCACCCACAGACAAAGCCGCGGAAGGCCCUGCGGAAGGGGGCCCGGCAGCGAGUCCCGGGCAGGCCAGUGAGGAGAGCAAGGCGGGGCACAGGGUCCCGGACCCAUCUCCAGGCAAGGAGAAGAUCAGCAGCCUCCGGAAAGUGGACCGCGGCCACUACCGGAACCGAAGAGACGCUUCUUCCAGUGGCGAGCGCGCGCGGGAAAGCCGGAGCAAAACGGAGGACCAUUACCACAAAAAGCGGCACCCGUCUGAGCGGGAGCGGGCCAAGCAGGAGUGCCACCGGCGCGAGCACUGCAGCGGGAGCCACGGCGACAGGGGCAGCCCGAGCGAGCGGCGCUCCCUGGGCAGGUACGGCCACCAGCAGGAGUGGAGCCGCCACCACCAUUCAGAGAGCGAACACGCAUGGGGCCGGGAGAAGUACUACCCCGAGCAGGUGCGGUGGGGCAAGUGCCGGCACUACCACAGCCGCUCGGCCCUGUACCUGCCACGGGAGGCGCGCGACUGGAAGGCCUUCCCCGGGGCCCGUGACCACGGCCGGCCCUAUGACUACUACAAAGGCAGGAAGGCCUAUGAGAAGGAGCGGCACCAUGCCCGCGCCGGCCCGGCCCACAGCCUCCCCCUGUACCCCGAGAAGUACUCCCAUGAGAAAAUGGCACUUGGGGCUGAAGGCGGCUGUGACCUCUCAGGCCGUUUCCGUGGACCCGAGAACUCGAAGCCACGGAAACGGAGACACGACAGCGUCGAGAACGUGGACGGGCACGGGGAAAAGCCCGCCUGGAGGAGUGCGCCCAAGGGCCCUUUGGAAGAGCCCAAGGCGAAGAAGCACAAAAAGUCAAAGAAGAAAAAGAAAUCCAAAGACAAGCACCGGACCCGAGAUUCCAGGCACCCCCCAGACUCCGACCUCUCGGGCGCUUACUCGGAUGCGGACCUCCACAGACACAAGAAGAAGAAGAAGAAAAAGAAGCGACACUCCAGGCGAUCAGAGGACUUUCCUCCGAGCUCGGGACUGCACCCCCCUCAGGCCUCUGGCCCCAAGCCCGCUCACCCCUUCCGGAGAACUGAGGGCGGGCUCCCCCCCGCUGACAGCCUGGCCCUCGAGAAAACCAAACACUUCCGGCUGGAGAGCAGGGCCGACAGGUGUCCUCUGUCCGAGUGCGGCCAGGGUGACUGAAAACUUGGCCUCAAACAAAAUUUUCACUAGUUAUGGUUCAACAUGUUCAACAGAAGCCAUCCCCAACCCAGCUUAAAUUAUAAAUAUAGAAAAUAACUUUGUUCAAAUCUGCGUGGUGCUUCUUUAGUAAAUACUGUACAGAUUUUACCAUGGAGAACUUUUUUUUUAGUUUUUACCUUUUCUUAAUUGCCCUUAUUCCAAAUGGAUGAACACUUUCUACAACUGCUGACCGUUGUAAAGUCCGUGUAUAGAAUCCCACUGAGUGACGCCCUGGACUAGGACACCUCAAUGCUGCUUAAUCACAGACUCAGGUUGAUCCCGCCAAUUCCAUGUCCUCCAAGUGAGACAGCCGGUGCCAGCCCGACCGGCAGAGCAUGGAAUGACUAAAAGUACAAACAAACUGACAGUGUGUAGAUUUAAUUUAAAGACUUAUUUAAAGAUUCACACGCUCUCAACUAGACUUUUGAGAGCAAUCUGUUUUCUGUAAUGUCUGAUACUAGCAACUAAUUUGCUUCAUAUUUUAGUUGUAUUCAAGAUUUGAAGAUGUAUUUUAUAGACAAGUUCUGUUUUUGAACUUUGUGGAACUAUUCCAAUCAAUUUACCAGUUAUGAUGAGUAUUUACAUUAUGAAUGUAUAAUCCCGACAUUCUUUGUAAAGCCUACAGUAUGUUUUUAUUACAUAACACUUUUAUACGGCGUCUCUUGUCUUGACUAUGAUAUCGGAGUCUGAGUUGUCAGUUUCUAGUUCCAGACAGAAUCAUACUGUGAUUUUAUUUUUAAUAUGAUAUGCUAUCAAACUGUGAUACACUUAUAUUCACGGGUCCUGCAUCAGGAGAUGGAGUGGGGAAAACUGUAUUUGAUACAGUUUGUAUCUGAAUAAUCUGUAUGGUUUAUACAGUUUGUGUUGUUCAGAGAUGUCUAAAGUUUGAUCUUUGUUUUUUUAAAGAUUAAAAAAGCACUUGCCCCACUGUAAAUAGACGGCAUGUAAAAUUUCUCUAGAAUAUAAAUGGCAGCAAACGCA